This is a messenger RNA of Saimiri boliviensis boliviensis (Bolivian squirrel monkey), 3130 nucleotides long. It is a transcript of the gene HELLS, whose product is annotated as helicase, lymphoid specific. NCBI's taxonomy places the organism in Eukaryota, Metazoa, Chordata, Mammalia, Primates, Cebidae. Gene Ontology annotation, biological process: pericentric heterochromatin formation; lymphocyte proliferation; DNA methylation-dependent constitutive heterochromatin formation. Gene Ontology annotation, molecular function: chromatin binding; ATP binding. The record is from RefSeq and is a predicted model, not a curated record. Gene Ontology annotation, cellular component: nucleus; pericentric heterochromatin.
GAGAUGACAGGAUUUUCCCGCGAAGGAGAAGCGCGCUUUUUUUCCCUGGCGGGGGAUUUGGCGAGGAGGCUGGGCCAGGAGCUGCUGUGAGAUAUUAGCUCGCUGCAUUGCAGACUCUGAGAGGAGGGGACCCGGCUCCCGGGUGAGUGUCCAGGCAUGCCAGCGGAACGGCCCGCGGGCAGCGGCGGCUCACAAACUCCAGAAAUGGUUGAACAAUUAGACACUGCCGUGAUUACCCCAGCCAUGCUAGAAGAGGAAGAACAGCUCGAAGCUGCUGGACUAGAGAGAGAGCGGAAGAUGCUGGAAAAGGCUCGCAUGUCUUGGGAUAGAGAGUCGACAGAAAUUCGGUACCGUCGACUUCAACAUUUGCUUGAAAAAAGCAAUAUCUACUCCAAAUUUUUAUUGACGAAAAUGGAACAGCAACAAUUAGAGGAACAGAAGAAGAAAGAAAAAUUGGAGAGAAAAAAGGAGUCUUUAAAAGUUAAAAAGGGUAAAAAUUCAGUUGACCCAAGUGAAGAGAAGCCAGUCAUGAGAAAGAAAAGAGGAAGAGAAGAUGAAUCAUACAAUAUUUCAGAGGUCAUGUCAAAAGAGGAAAUUUUGUCCGUGGUUAAAAAAAAUAAAAAGAAUGAGGAUGAAAACUCCUCUUCUACUAAUCUCUGUGUAGAAGAUCUUCAGAAAAAUAAAGAGUCGAAUAGUAUAAUUAAAGAUAGAUUGUCUCAAACGGUUAGGCAGAAUGCGAAAUUCUUUUUUGACCCAGUCCGGAAAUGUAAUGGUCAGCCAGUGCCUUUUCAACAACCAAAGCACUUCACAGGCGGAGUGAUGCGAUGGUACCAAGUAGAAGGCAUGGAAUGGCUUAGGAUGCUUUGGGAAAAUGGAAUUAAUGGCAUAUUAGCAGAUGAAAUGGGAUUGGGAAAGACAGUUCAGUGCAUUGCUACAAUUGCAUUGAUGAUUCAGAGAGGAGUACCAGGACCUUUUCUUGUCUGUGGCCCAUUAUCUACACUUCCUAACUGGAUGGCUGAGUUCAAAAGAUUUACACCAGAUAUCCCUACUAUGUUAUAUCAUGGAACCCAGGAGGAACGUCAAAAAUUGGUAAGGAAUAUUCACAAACGGCAAGGGACUCUGCAGAUUCAUCCUGUAGUGGUUACAUCAUUUGAAAUAGCCAUGAGAGACAGAAAUGCAUUACAGCAUUGCUAUUGGAAAUACUUAAUAGUAGAUGAAGGACACAGGAUUAAGAAUAUGAAGUGCCGUCUAAUCAGGGAGUUAAAACGAUUCAAUGCUGAUAACAAACUUCUUUUGACUGGUACUCCCUUGCAAAACAAUUUAUCAGAACUUUGGUCAUUGCUAAACUUUUUGUUGCCAGAUGUAUUUGAUGACUUGAAAAGCUUUGAGUCUUGGUUUGACAUCACCAGUCUUUCUGAAACUGCUGAAGAUAUUAUUGCUAAAGAAAGGGAGCAGAAUGUAUUGCAUAUGCUGCACCAGAUUUUAACACCUUUCUUAUUGAGAAGACUAAAGUCUGAUGUUGCUCUUGAGGUUCCUCCUAAACGAGAAGUAGUUGUUUAUGCGCCACUUUCAAAGAAACAAGAGAUCUUUUAUACAGCCAUUGUGAACCGUACAAUUGCAAACAUGUUUGGAUCCAGUGAGAAAGAAACAAUUGAGUUAAGUCCUACUGGUCGACCAAAACGGCGAACUAGAAAAUCAAUAAAUUACAGCAAAAUAGAUGAUUUCCCUAAUGAAUUGGAAAAAUUGAUGAGUCAAAUACAGCCAGAGGUGGACCGAGAAAGAGCUGUUGUGGAAGUGAAUAUCCCUGUAGAAUCUGAAGUUAAUCUGAAGCUGCAGAAUAUAAUGAUGCUACUUCGUAAAUGUUGUAAUCAUCCGUAUUUGAUUGAGUAUCCUAUAGACCCUGUAACACAAGAGUUUAAGAUCGAUGAAGAAUUGGUAAUAAAUUCUGGGAAAUUCUUAAUUUUGGAUCGAAUGCUGCCAGAACUAAAAAAAAGAGGUCACAAGGUGCUGCUUUUUUCACAAAUGACAAGCAUGUUGGACAUUUUGAUGGAUUACUGCCAUCUUAGAAAUUUCAACUUUAGCAGGCUUGAUGGGUCCAUGUCUUACUCAGAGAGAGAAAGAAAUAUGCAUAGCUUUAACACGGAUCCAGAGGUGUUUAUCUUCUUAGUGAGUACACGAGCUGGUGGCCUGGGCAUUAAUCUGACUGCAGCAGAUACAGUUAUCAUUUAUGAUAGUGAUUGGAACCCCCAGUCGGAUCUCCAGGCCCAGGAUAGAUGUCAUAGAAUUGGUCAGACAAAGCCAGUUGUUGUUUAUCGCCUUGUUACAGCAAAUACUAUUGAUCAAAAAAUUGUGGAAAGAGCAGCUGCUAAAAGGAAACUGGAAAAGUUGAUCAUCCAUAAAAAUCAUUUCAAAGGUGGUCAAUCUGGAUUAAAUCUGUCUAAGAAUUUCCUAGAUCCUAAGGAAUUAAUGGAAUUAUUAAAAUCUAGAGAUUAUGAAAGGGAAAUAAAAGGAUCAAGAGAAAAGGUCAUUAGUGAUAAAGAUCUAGAAUUGUUGUUAGAUCGAAGUGAUCUUAUUGAUCAAAUGAAUGCUUCAGGACCAAUUAAAGAGAAGAUGGGGAUAUUCAAGAUACUAGAAAAUUCUGAAGAUUCCAGUCCUGAAUGUUUGUUUUAAACUGGAGCCCAAGAAUGGCUUUUAAAAGUUCUUGUUUGCAGCUAGUGAUUUCCCUGUAUUGGGUUUGAAAUACAGAUUGUCCGUUUAACCUUUUUUAUUAUAUCAGUUGACAUGUAACUAGUACCAUGUGUACUUAAUUAGAUGGCAAUUUUCUGAGCCUUAUUACAAACAAAGAAGUAUCCAUAUUAAGUUUAGAUUUUCAGUUAAUUUUUGAGACUGAGUAUUAUUCUUGGAUACAGGCCGAUGUGUACUUAACCACUUCCAGAUGUAUACAGUCUUCCUGUGGAAGUUUAGUAAAUGUCUUUUCUUCUAGUAAUACAGUUCAUGGGGUUUUGGUACUUCAGUUAUGAAGUAGGCUCUUCAUGGGGGUAGAUCGGGAUAAUGCUGUCUGUUGUUUAAGAAACUUUGAUUUUCAAGUCUUAUUUCUAUGAGAUAGGUUACCAAAUUUUCCUUAUAAGAU